GACGGAGGGAUUAAGCAUGACCGAAAUUUUAUUAUUGAAUUAUGGAUCACUUUGGUUUUUACAUUUGGCCUUUUUUUUGUAUUUGUAUUUUCUAUGACUCUUAAAACUGCUACAUUUAAUAAAAAUUGCAAUUUAGAUAAUAAACUUUGACCAUAUUUUUAACAAAUACGAGUAUUUCAUAUAGAGUAUAAAAAAUGAGAUAAUGGAAGAUGGUAGUUUCUUAAAUUUUAUUUGAAAUUGUAUUAACUCAUCAAAGCUUAUUUAUUCUUAAAUUAAUCAAAAUACAAUAAACUUACAAAAAAAAAAAAAUGUACAUAUUUCCACCUCAGACUUUCUCAGUAGAAAAAAAACCAAGUGACUUUGCCACCAUAGACUUCCUCUGUUUGAAACUUAGAGACAGGCUGUUAUUGUUUACAACAACAACAACAAAAAAAAAAAAAAAAAAAAAAAAAAAUUCUUUCACAUCAUAUUUAAGAUUCUUGACAAAAUCACAUUUAGUUGUUGGAUUAUAAAUUCCAAAGAUUGAUAUAAACCCAAUUAUGCUGCUAUUUAGAUUUCUUUGGAAAUCAUCUUUACUUUAUCAUUAGCUUGAUUCAAUUCUGUGUUUGCUGACAUUGCUGUCAAAGUCCUUGAACUUGUGCUCGUUUGUUACGUUUAUUCAAUGUUGCCUCUGAUCACUUCCAGAACCAGUAAUUUGGUUUGUCAAGAUGGUAAUCGAGGAUAAGGUAUCAUCCCCUGGAACAAUCAAUAUACCAGAGAACACCUUCACCAAUGAAAGUUCUGGUGAUGAAAAAGGAGUUUUAAGCUUAGAGUAUCCAGAAGUCAUAUCUUCUGCACAACAAUAUACUGAAGCCGCAGACAUAAUUCCAGAGGCAAGCAAAGCUGCUAGCAUGAUAGAGCUUGAUAAACCCGUGUCUUGCCCACGCUGCAACAGCAUGGAAACAAAAUUUUGCUAUUUCAACAAUAGUAAUAUUAACAAGUCUAGACACUUUUGUUGGAGUUGCCAAAGAUACUGGACUAUUGGAGGAGCUAUAAAAAAUCUUCCCAUUCGAUCAGGUCAAUGCAAGAGUAAACAUGCAUCUUCGCGUCCCCUACCUUUAACUACACCGUCUGAUAAGCUUGCUAUUGAAGAGCCUGGAAAGCUUUCAGAAACAUUUUCCAUUGCCUACAGAGAAAGAACCAGACUCGUUUCAUCGAGUUGCUCUUUGAUGAGAAACAACAAAGUUCAACAUACAAUGCAGGGUCCUCCGGAAACUCCUUAUCCUUCGAAUUUUGAUUGGAAUGAUGAAGCACUGCCAGUUCCUUGGAACAGUCCAACAGUGGGAUUGAUUCCAGGGGUUUGCAUUCCAAACUUUACCAACAGUUCAUCUCUGUCAAACUCUGCUGAAAAUAGUGGCUGUUCCGGGUAUACUUCUCCUCCAUGUUUUAGGAAGCAUUCAAGGGAUCUAAAUUCACAAGACGAAGAGAAAAAUGACAAGUGUUUAACAAAGACAUUGAGAAUAGUUAUCGAUCCUGAGGAGGCUGCAAGAAGCUCUAUACGGAGUACAUUAGGAAUUAAAUCUGGUAAAGCUGAUAGCAUUCGGAAUGGGUAUAUGUUUAGAGCUUUUCAAUUCCGGCCUGAAGAAAAUGCUGAAAUAUUAGAAGUUGAGAGGGCAUUGGAGGCAAAUCCUGUAGCUCUUUCAAGAUCACAGAGAUACCGUGAAAGCACUUAAAAAAAUACUGUGAUAGUGUGAUUCUCAACUUGAGAAUAUUGACAGUAGUUCGUGAGUCCACAUUCUAUGUACUAACAAUGUGACUCUUUUAAAGGCAUGUCUGGAUAAUUGGAGGUAAUGAAUGGAUAAUGUGGUGGAAGUGAUGGAGUAAGAAGUGGUGGACUUGUUACCCUUCAAACAAGGGUAGUAAUACUCUGCCACAGCACCACCUCGCAAGGUUAGAUACAUUAUCUCUAAUCUGAUAAUAAUAUUUCCGGCCAGCAUCCCUUGCUCCUCCAACUCGACCACCUCAUCCCAUCUACCACCUUUUAUUAGAUUCCAUAAGUUCCUUAUUAAGUUAUUAAUACCCCUUUUCAAACAUGCCUUUAGAUUAUCUGUUUGUCAUGCUUCAUUGAUUGUCUCACUGUCAAAACAAUUCCCAUGUUCUGUACAAGUAGUACGAAGUAUUUUGAACCA
This is a messenger RNA of Chenopodium quinoa (quinoa), 2168 nucleotides long. Its product is annotated as cyclic dof factor 1-like. Gene Ontology annotation, molecular function: DNA-binding transcription factor activity; DNA binding. The transcript is spliced from 3 exons. Bases 708 to 1712 code for a protein of 334 amino acids. Gene Ontology annotation, biological process: regulation of DNA-templated transcription. NCBI's taxonomy places the organism in Eukaryota, Viridiplantae, Streptophyta, Magnoliopsida, Caryophyllales, Amaranthaceae. The record is from RefSeq and is a predicted model, not a curated record.